Sodiomyces alkalinus F11 is the source of this 279-nucleotide messenger RNA. Its product is annotated as ribosomal L37ae family protein. The coding region runs from base 1 to 279 and encodes 92 amino acids. NCBI's taxonomy places the organism in Eukaryota, Fungi, Ascomycota, Sordariomycetes, Glomerellales, Plectosphaerellaceae. Gene Ontology annotation, molecular function: structural constituent of ribosome. The record is from RefSeq and is a predicted model, not a curated record. Gene Ontology annotation, cellular component: ribosome. Gene Ontology annotation, biological process: translation. The transcript is spliced from 4 exons.
AUGGCCAAGCGCACCAAGAAAGUCGGCGUCACCGGCAAGUACGGUACCAGAUAUGGUGCCUCGCUGAGGAAGCAGGUCAAGAAGAUGGAAAUCUCGCAGCACGCCACCUACACCUGCACCUUCUGCGGCAAGCCCACCGUCAAGCGCCACUCCACCGGUAUCUGGAACUGCAAGUCCUGCAGGAAGACUGUUGCCGGAGGUGCCUACACCGUUGCCACCCCUGCCGCCGCUGCCAUGCGCUCGACUCUGCGUCGUCUAAGGGAAAUUGCGGAAGUCUAA